CGGUCCUGCUGUCAUAUCCGUCCGACUUCACAGUCUCGUGUGUAAAGUGUUUGAAUGCGUCCUGUGCGCGUGAUAGCACUGAAAUUAAUAACAGUCACGUUUCAGAUCAACUUCAGCAAAGCAGCGAGUGUUUCACGACUGUUGAGUUCAUCCUCUCGCUGCCGUAGUUUAGUCUCCGGUGACGUUAUUAGACCAGCAGCAGCUCGGUACAUGUCCGGUCCACCGAAGAGGCUCCGCAGCGACAACAUGACCGGUAAGAUCGGGACUCACAACGGCAGCUUCCACUGCGACGAGGUGCUCGCCUGCUUCUUCCUCCGGCAGCUACCUGAGUACAAGGAUGCUGAGAUCGUUCGGACCAGGGACCCGGCACAGCUGGCAGAGUGUGACAUCGUUGUAGACGUGGGAGGAGUGUUUGACCCAAAGAAGCAUCGCUAUGAUCAUCAUCAGAGGACCUUUGCAGAGACUUUCCACAGCCUGUGUCCAGAGAAGCCAUGGGUGACUAAGCUCAGCUCAGCUGGCCUGGUCUACCUGCACUUUGGUCGUCAGCUGCUGGCCCAGGUGACGCAGCUGAAGGAGGGCGACAGGCAGCUGGAGGUGCUCUUCGACAAGAUGUAUGAGAGUUUUGUGGAGGAGGUGGAUGCUAUAGACAACGGCAUUUCACAGUAUGACGGGGAGGCCCGCUACUCCGUCUCCACCACGCUGAGCGCACGUGUCGGCCACCUGAACCCACGCUGGAACAGCAAGAGUCAGGACACCGAGGAGGGUUUCAGAAAGGCUUUGAAGAUGGUUGGGGAGGAGUUCCUGGACCGUCUGGAGUUCUUCCAGUCCUCCUGGCUGCCGGCCCGUGUGGUGGUGGAGGAAGCCGUUAAGGGGAGGCAUAAGGUAGAUCCCAGUGGGGAGGUGGUGUUGUUCUCCCAGGGUGGCUGUCCCUGGAAGGAGCAUCUGUUUGCCCUGGAGGAGGAGCUCAAGGUGGAGACGCCCAUCAAGUUUAUCCUUUAUGCCGACCAGAAUGGACAGUGGAGGGUCCAAUGUGUCCCCGCUGGACUCAACACCUACCAGAACAGGCUGUCCCUGCUAGAAGAGUGGCGCGGCGUUCGCGAUGAAGCACUGUCGGAGCUCAGCGGAAUUAAAGGCUGUGUCUUUGUCCAUGCCGGAGGCUUUAUUGGCGGGAACAAAAACCAGGAAGGAGCCCUGGAGAUGGCCAGGAGGACGCUGCAGGCCGCCGCCCAGUCCCCUGCAAACGGCAGCAGCUGAAGGGUCGAAAGGAGAGGAUAGCCAAUAGCACAUUUUGUUCUCGGGGUCAGUCAUUAAAGGAUAGCGAGGAUUAAUGUUAGUUUGCUCCAUCCAGGGCUAAUGUUGUUUUGUUCUGCUUUGCCAGGACGGUGAUGGUAUGGAGAUAGCAGCCAAAUGACCUUGGACCACUUCCCUAAAUACCUACAGUUUAUUCUCAACACAGGCUCGCUUUGAAUCAUGAUGUUGACUCGUGUCAUUCUUCUUCUGUCUGUUCUUACAAAUGGGGGUCUGUUGUGUUCAUUUGCAAUAAAAGACUGUUUAGAUUUGAUCCUGGUCUUUUGUAAACAUUUCAGUAUUGGGUGUAAUGCAGCAUUAAAGCGAUUUGUUUUUCCA
This is a messenger RNA of Sebastes umbrosus (honeycomb rockfish), 1626 nucleotides long. It is a transcript of the gene myg1, whose product is annotated as myg1 exonuclease. Gene Ontology annotation, cellular component: cytoplasm; nucleus. NCBI's taxonomy places the organism in Eukaryota, Metazoa, Chordata, Actinopteri, Perciformes, Sebastidae. The record is from RefSeq and is a predicted model, not a curated record. The coding region runs from base 55 to 1254 and encodes 399 amino acids. The transcript is spliced from 7 exons.